This is a messenger RNA of Solanum dulcamara, 783 nucleotides long. RefSeq lists its product as uncharacterized. The record is from RefSeq and is a predicted model, not a curated record. Gene Ontology annotation, molecular function: polysaccharide binding. The transcript is spliced from 2 exons. Lineage: Eukaryota; Viridiplantae; Streptophyta; Magnoliopsida; Solanales; Solanaceae. The coding region runs from base 1 to 783 and encodes 260 amino acids.
AUGAUGUUGGUAAGACAAAUAUGGAUUUCCAUUUUUGUUAUCUGCACAACCAUUAGCAAAGCUCAAAAUAUUACACGGUGUACAUCUUCUUGUGGUGAUAUUCAUGACAUUCACUUUCCUUUUAGAUUGAAAGCAGAUCCUCUGAAUUGUGGAGAUUCCAAGUUUGAGCUUGAUUGCCAGAAAAAUCGUACUGUCAUAAGUUUGAAUUUGAGAAGAUAUUAUGUGCUAGAAAUCAAUUACUAUGAGUUCUUGCUCAGAGCAAUUGAUCCUGGUUUGGAGCAUCGGAUGAGGAAUUGUACUUCUCCUCCUGAUUACUUUAACACAUCUAUUAUCACCUCAAUAUUUGCUAGAGCUUUAACUCCUAAAUAUCAUUAUCUGAAGUCAACUUCUGGUACUAUCACAACUGUUGAAUAUCAUGAUCGGAACAUUCCCAUUAUCUAUAUCAAUUGUUUAGCUCCUGUAAAUUCCUCGCGCUAUGUGGAGACUACCUUCUGUGGUUCACAACACAAGACUCCUUUCUCGAAUUCUUCACAAAGUCAUAGCUAUAUCGCCAUUGGACAGGACAUGUCAAUUUCGGAUUUGGCUGAGAAUUGCAGCGUUGAAAUGAUGGCCUUGGCCUCGUCUCAGGGUCUUUCAAGGGACAAUACUUCUCUAUCGGGCAUUCAUGCUGCCUUGACUUACGGGUUUGAGCUUUCUUGGAAGGGUAGCAUUCACUACUUUUUUGGUAAGUAUUCAGAUACUGGAGUAGUGGAGCGCAACAACUUUAUGCAGCAAUUUAGCUGA